Molecule: messenger RNA, 763 nt
Organism: Effrenium voratum
Lineage: Eukaryota; Dinophyceae; Suessiales; Symbiodiniaceae
Source: the annotation of a GenBank genome assembly
GAGACAGCCAGCUAGCGCUUGCCAAUGGCGACCUGCGCAGUUUGUUCAAGGCCAGGGCAUGCUCGAUGCGGGCAGGAGUUGUGGCUCGAGGAGCGGCUGGCCUGGCAGAGGUCUCGAGCGGAGGACGGCUUUGAGUGCGUGGGCGAAGUUUCCAAGCCUGCUGAUCCUGCGCCAGUGCUUCCUUUGCAAGGCCAUAGUUCGCGGCCCGAGCUGGAGCUCAGCGAGGCGGACCGGCUGAAUCUGAGAAGUUGCCUUUCUGCUACCGUCGGUCCAUAUCCACCACUCAGGCGGCGAUAUCCUUUGAAGGUGGCGAUACAGGCAGCGGUGCAAAUCUGGGAAGUGGAGAGUCCACUCUUUUCUGAGCAGGGAAGUCCCGUGACACGGCUGGCAAACGCCGCUCGCGAGGGCACUCAGGAGUUCCUCCUGAAGACCGCGGCGGCCGGCUCCAGCUUCAUGAGCUGGAGUCAGAGCCUGCUGGGCUCCGCGACCAAGGCCUUGCGAAGCCCCAGUCGGGAACCAAAGGACAAGACUUUGGUGGACUCCUUGCGGAAUCGCGGAGGCGUUGUCAUUGAGCAGCAAACACUCUGAGUUGCAAUCUAGAUGUAUCCCUGCCAUUUGUUCAGCACUUGCUCAGGCUCGAUGAGUCUCGAAUCUGCGUGCUGCUUGCAUGGGGUAGCACUGGCUUUGUCCAGAACUUGUUUGUGCCAAACGUUGGGCCUGAACUUCAUUCGGCAAAUCCGAGGCAAACGCGCGCGGGCGGGAC